Messenger RNA from Papaver somniferum (opium poppy), 1151 nucleotides. RefSeq names its product rust resistance kinase Lr10-like. Gene Ontology annotation, biological process: protein phosphorylation. The record is from RefSeq and is a predicted model, not a curated record. Gene Ontology annotation, molecular function: ATP binding; protein kinase activity. Lineage: Eukaryota; Viridiplantae; Streptophyta; Magnoliopsida; Ranunculales; Papaveraceae. The coding region runs from base 14 to 1021 and encodes 335 amino acids. The transcript has a single exon.
AGAAUACCGAGCCAUGAGUGGAAGUAUCGAAGAUUUCAUAGACAUGUAUAGAGACCAAAUGCCUAUGAGGUACUCAUACAAAGAUGUCGAGAAAAUGACUAACAAUUUCAAGGAAAAAUUAGGCCAAGGAGGUUUUGGAUCAGUAUACAAAGGAUCUCUCCGCAAUGAUCGAGCUAUUGCAGUUAAGAUUCUUACCUCAACAAAAGGAGACGGCCAAGAUUUCAUCAAUGAAGUAGCUACUAUGGGAAAGAUACAUCAUGUCAAUGUGGUACAACUCAUCGGAUUCGUAGCAGAACGUUGGAACCAAGCUCUUAUUUAUGAACUCAUGCCAAACGGAUCUCUCGAGAAAUAUUUAUUUCCUCAAAAAGGAGGAGAACUUGUUAGCCUCCUCAGCUGGGAAAAAACUUGUGGAAUCGCAUUAGGAAUAGCUCGCGGGAUCGAAUAUUUACACCGAGGAUGUGGUAUGCGAAUAUUGCAUUUUGACAUAAAACCUCAUAAUAUUCUUCUUGACGAGAAUUAUAAUCCGAAAGUUUCAGACUUCGGGUUAGCAAGGUCGUACUCGAUGGAUGCCAGUAUCAUUUCGGUAACACAUGGGGCUAGAGGAACGAUCGGAUACAUGGCCCCAGAAUUAUUCUAUAGAAAUAUCGGAGGGGUCUCCUACAAGUCAGAUGUGUAUAGUUUUGGCAUGUUGUUGAUGGAAAUGGCCGGAAGAAGAAAAAAUUUAAACGCGUUAGAAGAGAAUGCAAGUCGAAUAUAUUUUCCAUUAUGGGUUUACAAACAAUUGAAACAAGGAGAAGAUAUCGAAAUGGAAGAUUGUACUCAAGAGGAAAACGAAAUAGCAAAGAAACUAAUCAUAGUUGCUCUAUGGUGUAUUCAACUGAAGCCUGUCGAUCGUCCCUCCAUGACUAAAGUUGUUGAAAUGUUAGAAGGAGAACUAGGACUACUGCAAAUUCCUGACAAACCGUUUUCCAUUGCAGAUUGUGAUGGAGAUGAAGAUGUCAUGUUGAAUUCACAAGUAUGAACUGAGAAUAGUUGAAGAUUUAUUAACUAAGUGUAAAAUUACAUAGAAAUCUUUGUAUCAAAUAAUACUCUUUAGAAGAUUAAUCCCCAUAAUCCCAAUGUUCCGAACUUGUACUAGCCUAGGCUUCAUG